AUGAACACGUCUCGACGCGAUUUGUACGCAGAGGAGAGGCGGGAAGGAGAGGCGCAUGGUGCGGACGGCGUGGAAGGCGCUAACAGCGUCAACAACGAGGCACAGGCUAUGCUCGACCGGAUCAUGUCUGCGGGCUGGUCGAAUGCGAGUGCGACUGCACCUACGAACAAGGUGGAUGAGGGUAUGAACACCGAUACAGACACGCUCACAAACAUGGACGAGAAAGUACACACAUUUAAGCUGCUUUCGAAUGCGCCCGUCACGCAGAUAAACGUCAACGAAGGGAGUGAAGGCGACGGGAGUGGGGAGUAUGAUGUAGCAGUGCGGGAGCACAACGAGCGCAUGCGCCGCCAGCGUCAGUCGUCACCGCCCGCAGAGGAUGUGCGCGGCCGGUUAGCGCAGCUGUCGAGCAUAGCCGUGGAUGGUGAGUGGGUCGAGCAGCAGCGCAGUGUGUAUUGGCAGCCGCUGCGUAGAGCGAUAAAUAGGAGUAGGAGGAGUACGCAGUCACUCACCAACCCCGCUCCUUCGCUAGCACUAGCCAAGACGGACAUAGACGACGAAGAGAAGCUCACUGAUAAGCAGGGUCGCGUGCACACUCCAAGUGUUGAGCAGAUUGCUCUUGCACCCUCGCCCGCUACCGCUCAGCUCAACUCAACUCGCAGAAAACAGUAUCAGAAAAGGGGUGGGAUAGAUAAAGUCAGAAGAAUGCGCUCCCCGCCUGCCUUCUUCGCUGCUACACCCGACCAGUGCAAGUAUGCAGCGUCGGCGGCUUACUUCUACGGCAAACCAUCUUCACGGCCGUUUAACAGACCAGCGGGCUGCCAGAGGAAGUAUGUGCGCGGAGAUAGCAGGGGCAUCACAGCGGGGGCUGAGUACAAACGAAAGGAGGAAGCGGAGCGUUUGGCACAUAGGGCAACUGUGGCGGAGGAGAAGGCUAAGGCGAAGGAUAGGAAGAGAGUGGAGGGUAGAGGCACAGGUAGAGGAGACACAUUAGGAGUUAGCAGGGUUGGAGCUGUUGGAGCUGCUGCAGCCACUGGAGCGAAUGCGGCGUGA
Messenger RNA from Wallemia ichthyophaga EXF-994, 1053 nucleotides. RefSeq lists its product as uncharacterized. The record is from RefSeq and is a predicted model, not a curated record. Bases 1 to 1053 code for a protein of 350 amino acids. The transcript has a single exon. Lineage: Eukaryota; Fungi; Basidiomycota; Wallemiomycetes; Wallemiales; Wallemiaceae.